CUCCAACGUGAGCGCGUCCAGAGAGGAUCUGUAGAAAAUGGCGAGUCUGUGCAAGAGGCAGCAAUGCACUGUCGAGAGGCGCGGCUUUCGGCAGGAACUUGACUCGUGGCGACAUAAACUCAUUCACUGUGUAGGUUUUGAGAGUAUUCUGGAGGGUCUCUUUGGUCAAGGCCUUGUAGAAGACCUCAAAUUGUUCAAAGCCUGUGAGCCCGAAGCAGUGUCUGAUUGGUCGUUUGAUGAGAACUGUCUCUUCUGCUGCCUCAAGAGGGAUAAAGUAAAGGAACAUCUUGUAUGCCUCAGCAACGAAGGGCUUGAAGAAACAGUGAAGCCGCUGCUGCUCAACGACCAGACCAAAAUCAACAGACUAGAGCAGCAGGCUGAAGAGUUCCUCAAUGCAGUCCUUUGCAGAAAAGAUGUUCCGAGCUUCUCCGACCCGCACAUCCCCGUGGUAGCCCGGGAGAUCAUGCAGAGGAUGAUCCGCCAGUUCGCCGCCGAAUAUACCUCAAAGACCAGCACUUCUCAGGACCCCCUCCCGGACCGGCAGCCCUGCUCGGUCCAAAGCCUGCCCCGCCCGCCCUCCUACCCCCCCGUGCCCCCCUGCACCAGCCCGUCGGGCGCCCCCCCGGCCGCCGCCGCCGCGCACAACCAGAACCCCGUCCUCAGCAAGCUGCUCAUGGCCGACCAGGAAGCCCCCCUGGACCUCACCGUCAAGAAGCCCAAGGCCGAGCCCACGGAACAAGACGGGGUCCUUGACUUGUCUCUCAGAAAGAACCGCUACAGCAGCCGCCCUGUCCCCAGCCCGUACACGUCCGCAAGCACUCCAACAGUCAAGGGGCGAUCGUUGAGAGCGGACGGACGAGUCGGGCUGUUUAUGAGGAGGCUACAGGAGGGGAGGAGGGACAAUGUCGGCCGCUCCGCCUAUUAUAAGCCUUUCCAUCGUCUUGCGUAUUCGCUGCACAUCAAAGAGGAGGUUGGUCUGGCUCAGGAGAGUGACCCCGAGUCACCUCCCAGCCAGAACCACGGCUCUCGGAGCCCCGCCCUCGCGGCCGAUCGCUCGCCGCCAGCGCUCUACUCUAACACUCAUUUCGGAGCCCUGCUCAAACUGCGGGCCAGCCGCCCGUCCAGCGAGCACCUCAAAGACCUGCCCCGGCUGCUGGAGGCCAGCGGGCUGUGGCCCAGGCCGCUGGGCGCCGCAGGGGAGCCCCUCCUGCAGGACGGCUUCGGGGAGCCGGGCCUCGCCGCGUCCCAUUUGACCUCCUUCGACCUCAAGAUUCCUCAGGUGCGCGGUCUGUCGACGGGCAAAGAGCCGCCGUGGUGUUCCCUGGAGAACGGCCUGGGGAAGGCUCUCGCCUCGGAGCCGCUCUGUAAGGACCGAGGCGAGGUCCGUCCUCUCCCAGGGGCAGAGAAGGACUACUGGCACUACGAAGCCCACCAGCCGGGCGCCGGGGGGGGCUGUGGCGCGCUGGACUCUGAGUCAGACCUCAGCUCCAAGCAGCCCAGGAAGAAGAGGGGUCGCUACCGGCAGUACAACACGGAGCUGCUGGAGGAGGCCAUCGUGGUGGUGAUGGGCGGCAAGAUGAGCGUGUCCAAAGCCCAGUCGGUGUACGGCAUCCCCCACAGCACCCUGGAGUACAAGGUCAAGGAGCGCCUGGGCACGCUGAAGCACCCCCCCAAGAAGAAGCUGAGGCUGAUGAGCCAGGCGGAGGACGCCCUGGACUCCCACGAGGGCAGAGGGGACUCCCCCGAGGCCAGAGGGGACCCCCAGGACCCCCCCGGGGGCAGAGGGGACCCCCAGGAAGCCCGGGACGCUGCCUCCCAGCAGGACUGUCCUCCCAUGGAGGACGGGACUCCGGUUCACAGUUCAGGGCUCACUCCAGAUGAGUAUGGUACCAUGAAACCAAAAGGUCCUGAUGAUGAUGAAGAUGAGUAUAGUACCAUGAAACCAAAAGGUCCUGAUGAAGAUGAGUAUAGUACCAUGAAACCAAAAGGUCCUGAUGAUGAUGAUGAAGAUGAUGUUGACGAUGAGUUGUUGUAAAAAGAGA
This is a messenger RNA of Gadus chalcogrammus (walleye pollock), 2042 nucleotides long. RefSeq names its product ligand-dependent corepressor-like. The transcript has 7 exons. Gene Ontology annotation, cellular component: nucleus. Gene Ontology annotation, biological process: regulation of transcription by RNA polymerase II. Gene Ontology annotation, molecular function: DNA binding. Lineage: Eukaryota; Metazoa; Chordata; Actinopteri; Gadiformes; Gadidae. The coding region runs from base 38 to 2035 and encodes 665 amino acids. The record is from RefSeq and is a predicted model, not a curated record.